AUGCCAAUUCUUGCUCGUUACCAUGCUGGCGACAUAUCCAUGGCGCCCCGGUUUAACAAGGUGGGUAUGGGUGGUGGCGCCCCGGGGGCGCUAUCGCUGGUAUCGAAGAAGGAAGAAGGAAGGAGGCCUAUGUUAUUUUUAAAUCCCUCAAAUCCAUCAUCUCAAACAAUCACCACCAAAUUAAACCUCCAUCUUCUCAAACAUUCACCACCACCACUGAAGAUCCACCACGACCACCGUCCCCCUCAACGCCUCCACCAUCACCGCCGCCACCCCCGACACCCUCACCUCCUCCACCUUCACCUUCACCUCCUCCUGAAUCAGAUUUACUGUUCUUGUGAAUCACCUCCGUCAAUCACCACCACCACUGAAGAUCCACCACCACCACCGUCGCUCUCACCGCCUCCACCAUCACCGCCGCCACCCCAGACACCCUCACCUCCUCCACCUUCACCUCCUCCACCUUCACCUCCUCUUGAAUCGGAUUUAUUGUUCUUAUGA
Molecule: messenger RNA, 501 nt
Organism: Helianthus annuus (common sunflower)
Lineage: Eukaryota; Viridiplantae; Streptophyta; Magnoliopsida; Asterales; Asteraceae
Product: extensin-like
Exons: 3
Coding region: 1-501 (166 amino acids)
Source: RefSeq, a predicted model, not a curated record